UACGACUAUUUUUCAAUGUAUAUUUUAUUAUUUUAUUACUCAAAACACCGCACAAUCGUAAUGACACUGGGACACCUACAUUUUGGUCAUGCCAUUCAACUGGAUGUGAGUUCAUCAAGCAGUGGGGCGGGUGAAGUUGUGGGGAAUCCACCCGUCGGCCUUCUAAGCCAUGACAUAAAACCUGGUCCCUCACAGAUGGCCACACCUAAAUCAGAAAUGGACAACUCACUUCCAUCAAGCAGUUCUAGUGUGACUGACACAUAUUCCAGUUACCACAGUGACAAGGAGGGGUCUGUGACGAACAACUCUCCUGUCAAAAAAUACAAAAAGUUAAAACAUGAAAAAUACUGCCUGGUCUGUGGGGAUAAAGCCCUAGGAUACAACUUCAAUGCAGUUACCUGCGAGUCGUGCAAGGCAUUUUUUCGACGAAAUGCUUUGAAAGACCAGUCACUUAAGUGUUUAUUCCAAGGAAACUGCAGUAUAGAUGUUAGAACCAGACGGUUUUGUCCAUUCUGUCGGUUAGAUAAAUGCUACCAAAUCGGGAUGAAGAGAGAAAUGAUACUUGAUGACAAUGAGAGAAAAGCACGCAUGCAGAAGGUUUCGAUGAAUCGUGCCAGGAAGCAGUGUGUUCAGAAAAACUUUGAAAUGGACAAUGUUGUCAUCAAAGAUGAACCGCUUUCAGAUCCAGAACCUGAAGCUUCAAGUUCUGAAGCUAAUGCAAACCUUGCAGAAGAUGAAAGUAACCGCUUACCAAGAGGCCCCGCCCCCCCUCCUGUCCAUUUUCCUAAUGAGACUCUGGAUGUUGUCAUCAAACGUGACAUGUUGCCCAGUGAUCCCCUCCUCUAUCGUACUCUCACCGCAGAUGAGAAAAAACUCGUCAGUGAUGUAACCAUGGCAUAUAAGGAGACUCUAGCAAGCUAUGCUGUCGAGCAGCAUGUCAACCAGGAGGAAAACUACUCCAAUCUCAACGAUAUUGUCAACAACUCAGAGGUUGCUGUGCGUCGCUUAAUCAAGUUUGUGAAAUUAUUAAGUGAUUUCAAGAAACUAAGUCAAGAAAAUCAAAUUGCAGCUCUGAAGGCAUGUGUGCUUAACACUUUGUUGUUGCGAUCUGUCAACUUCUACGAUGUAGAAAAUGAUGCAUGGCUUACGCCAACUGGUAGCAUUCCAACAAACAUACUGAAACAGGCGACCGGCCAUAAUCAGCUACAUGAUAAUCACACUUCAUACUGUCGUAGCCUUAAGGCUAUUGCUCAGGAUGACGAGUAUAUUAUGGCUAUUCUGCAAGUGAUGAUCAUUUUCAGACCUGACGGAGUAAAUCUUGAACACCGCCAUGAAGUUUCAGACUUGCAGGACAAAUACAUUUUACUGCUCAAACAUUAUCUAGAAUCAAGUUUCAGUUACCUGCAUGCACACAUAGUAUUUUCAAGUUUGUUGCGUAAAUUCAACGAACUACAAAAAAUCGGAGAUGAACAUGCGAAAAUCGUUCUACAAGUAAACGCCAGUCAAAUUGAGCCUCUGAUGCUGGAAGUUCUAAAUCUUCAUUGAGUUAAAAAGCUUUCAUUCUCAACCAUUUUCUCAGGUCAGGAUAAACUCAUGAUACAGCAGACAGGAUAUUUGGGAUCAGGUUUUGAUAGUGUCGCAGUGAACACAAAUUUUGCCUUCUCUUGCAUGUAUUGGUUUUAUGAAUGUACUGUAUUUAUACCCAAAUAAGUCCCAGCCCACAAAUAAGCCCUCUUCUUCAUUUUUAAGCAUCAUUAAGUUUAUAAUAGUAAGUUAAAAGUGGUUCAACAAUAAACCCUCCCCAAACAGUAAUACUUACCUUUUACAUGAGUGGGUGGGGCUUAUUUGAGGAUAAAUGCGGUAUAUGUAUCUAUUUAUUGUCCAUUGUGAUGCAAGAAUAUAUGUAUACAAAUUAACUGCAAAAACAAAUUUAGAUGUAUUUAGACUUGUGAGGACACGUAUAUCACAACACAAACUCUGUAGUAGGGUUUUCUUUUAUAUAUUUCUGGUAAAUAUAGAGCCUACAAAUAUAAAUAUGACAAGUAUAAGUCCAAUGGACAUAACUGAUAUAAAAGUAGGUUCUUUAUAUAAUUUAUAUAAUACGCAUAUAUGAUACUAUAUAAUAGAAGCGCAUUAUAUAUAUUUAUAUAUUUAUAUGUUGUGCUGUCUUACCAGGUAGUUGGGAACCAUCAGUGGGGACUCAUGUAUCCUGGUCCAUGUCAUAGUUAGGAAUGAACGUGCGAGGGAUUGGGGUGUGUGAGCCGAUGUGGCUGUGCAUGCGCCUACGAGAAUCCUUGAGAUGCAUGCACAGACACAGGGGCUUCAUGAUAUACAUUCCACUCUCAUUCAGAUGACAAUAACAUGUACAUGUACACGUGGACAGGCUAGGCCCUGAUCAUGCAUUGGGAAACCAAUGUAUACACACUGUCUACAUGUAAUUGAAAUUUCAAUUAAUAUCUGUAAUUAAUCCCGGUUCUUUGGUCACCCCUCUACUUCGAUGGACAUGCUGUGUGAUCUAAUAACUAUUUGAGUAAAUGAGACAAAACAUUUA
Pecten maximus is the source of this 2551-nucleotide messenger RNA. Its product is annotated as nuclear hormone receptor HR96-like. The transcript is spliced from 4 exons. Gene Ontology annotation, biological process: cell differentiation; positive regulation of transcription by RNA polymerase II; negative regulation of transcription by RNA polymerase II. NCBI's taxonomy places the organism in Eukaryota, Metazoa, Mollusca, Bivalvia, Pectinida, Pectinidae. Gene Ontology annotation, molecular function: zinc ion binding; RNA polymerase II cis-regulatory region sequence-specific DNA binding; nuclear receptor activity. The record is from RefSeq and is a predicted model, not a curated record. Bases 16 to 1545 code for a protein of 509 amino acids.